This is a messenger RNA of Centruroides sculpturatus (bark scorpion), 2061 nucleotides long. Its product is annotated as patched domain-containing protein 3-like. NCBI's taxonomy places the organism in Eukaryota, Metazoa, Arthropoda, Arachnida, Scorpiones, Buthidae. The record is from RefSeq and is a predicted model, not a curated record. Gene Ontology annotation, cellular component: membrane. The transcript is spliced from 4 exons. The coding region runs from base 1 to 2061 and encodes 686 amino acids.
AUGCUCGAAAAAGAUGUGCUACUAGAAAUAAGUUUGGCGGAUCGACUAAUUAAAAAUAUAACAAUUAAUUAUGAAGGUGUAAACAUUGGAUAUUCAGAUAUUUGUGGACGUGUAGGCGAAAAGUGUUUUGAAAAUCCGAUUAUCGAAAUAUUGCCCGAUAUUGAUAAUAUAGUGCAGAGAAAAAAGAAAUUAAAGUAUCCGAUCGACAUAGAUCCACUGACAUACUCUUAUCAAAUUAAUUCUCUCAACUUUGGGGGUGUAAUCGAAGAUGAGAACGAUGUGAUUCAAACAGUAAAUGCUAUCAGAUUAACGUAUUUCACAGACGAGAGCGACGAGAAAAAACAAAAUGUCAUAGAAAGAUGGCGAACAGAAGUUUAUAAUCGAAUAAGAAUUUAUCAAUUUAAACAUGUUCUGUGUUUUAUUGAUUACACCUGGUCAAUAGAAGAGCGAAAUGUGCAAUUAAAGAAUAAUAUAAAACCGAUGAUAGCGGCACUGGUUGCAUUUAUUUCUGUUUUUACUGCUGUUACGUGUAUGAGCAACAAUUGGGCAAAAAGCAAGCCUCUUCUAGGUGUUGCAAGUGUCGUAUCGGCUGGUCUGGCCGUAAUCACAUCUUUCGGAUUCAUGUCGGUUGUCGGUGUACAGAAUAGUAUUUGGAACAUCACCAUUCCAUUUUUAGUUCUCGUGACAGAGAUCGACGAUGCCUUCGUAUUGUUAGCGUGUUGGAGAAUAUCAAACCCCAAGCAUAAAGUACACAAACGUAUGGAAGAAACAUUGGGGUGCAUGGCAUUAUCAGGACGCAGUGAAGAGAAACAACGACAAAAAGCACUUCGUGUUAUUUUCGAAGAUAUCGAACAUUCUUCUACAGAGGAAAAAAUGUCUACUGACGAGCCAACAAUGUCAUGUUUUAGGGAUAAGUUGGGGAAAAUUCUAUCAAUGAAGGUAAUGAAGAUAACAGUUAUCAUCGUUUACUUUAUGAAUUUAUCAUUUGGAAUAUGGGGAGCCUUAACUAUAAAACACGGUAUAGAAUUUACUAAGUUAUAUCCAGAAGAAUCGGUAAUAACACAGGGUAUUAAAAUAUAUUAUAACAGUUUCGGCCGUUAUACGUUUCCUUAUCAAAUAAUCAUUAACAGCACACUUGAUUAUUCAGAUUUAAAUGUACAGAAAUCAGUGGAUGAACUACUCAACAAAUUCGAAAGUCUUCCAUACAUUGCAGAUUCCCGAUUAACAGUUUCUUGGUUAAAAUAUUAUAAAGAAUUCCAAAAUCAUCCGCUAGCAAAAUAUUUAUUACGGGGAUACAACAUGUCGGUUAAAGAAGAUUUUUUUGAUGCACUUCGCAAUGUUUUCCUAAAAUUUAAACCAGCGGAACAAUUCUCCGAUGAUAUCGUCUUCAAUUCUGAUGGAUCCGAUAUUAUAAGUAGCAGAUUUCACAUCCUUGUAAAUGAUACGUUAAGUCAAGCAGCUGAAAUGGAAGUGUUAAAAACUCUGUGGAAAAUUGCUGACGAAAUUGAUUUUCCUGUUCUUGUUUAUGCAGCAAUCGCAUCUGUGUACGAACAAGGAAUAAUAAUUGGACGUACAAUUCAGGAUUUAUUUUGGAUCACUUCAUUUUUGGUUAUGAUUCUUUUCGUGGUUAUCAUACCAAACAUUGUCGUUGCUGUUUUGGUUGCAAUAUCGGUAACAUCUACCAUUGUAGAAACUUUAGGAUACAUGUCUCUUUGGGAUAUAAACAUGGACAUUUUAUCUAUGAUGAGUCUGAUAUUAUGUGUCGGAUUCUGCGUCAAUUAUCCGGCUCACAUAUCUUACGCGUAUAUUUGUUCUCCGUACCAAACCCCCAAUGAAAGAAUGAAAGACAGUCUGUAUCGUAUAGGCUAUCCAAUAUGUCAAGGAUCUCUGUCAACCAUUUUAGGAAUUUUAUUUGUAUAUAGAGAUAUGUACGCUUCAAUUAUAUUUAUGAAAAUUGUAUUUCUUAUCACAUUGGAAACAGCAUUUCAUGCAUUGAUAUUCAUUCCUGUGGUUCUUUCUUUGAUUUUCUCAAUUUUUCCUAAAGCUGAUAACACAAUAUAG